ACUAUCUACAAACCUCAGAGACCAUUGAAAUUGUUCUAAUCUUCUGAAACCCUGCGAUGGAAAACACACAUGAGGAGACCAGACGCUGCAGGCAGACGCUCUGUGAUGCUCUCAGUUAGAGGUCUUCAUCCUCCAGCAGGACAGGAUGACUGAGGGCAUGGACGACUUCUCUGCAGGGCCGCCCCCCCCCUCCUGGAUCGGCCUCCCCCAUCAGCUCUCCUGUCGAUACCGGACAAGUCCCUGAGGAGAAACCGGAGGAGAAACAGGAAGAGACAGAAGAGACGGAGGAAGAGGAGGCAGCUGGUCAGAGUAGGGAGGAGGCUGCAGAGGGAGGUGCUGAUGAUGGCGAGCACAUGGGGGCUGUGGGCAUCAUGGCGUUAUCAGCGAGCUGCUGUGUGUGCGUAGAGAUGGGGCAGAUCAGAAACUGUGUGCACUCUGAGAAAAUCUGCAUCUUGCCCAUCCUGGCCUGCCUGCUCAGCCUGGCUCUCUGCACCGCUGGACUCAAGUGGGUCUUCGUGGACAAGAUCUUCGAGUAUGAACCCCCCACACACUUAGACCCUAAACGUAUCGGACAGGACCCCAUCAUCAUAUCAGCGGACCCCGCGCUGGGACUAACGGUGUCCUACCCUCACUCAUCCCCCUCCCCCACCUCCUUGACCACCACCUUCCUCACUUCCACCAUCACACCGGGGCGUCCCGAGAUUUUCCAGGAAGAGAAAUCCGCACCAGGGCCGAGCGGUCCGCCUGAUUCCUCUGUGACCCUCAAGUACAAUGCUGAACGUCCAACCACCACAAAGCAGACCCCCCACCCUCAUUCAACACAAGUGAUAAACGACAUCGUCAUCUCUACAGUCUCUGCCACCAGCAUCACCACCAAAGCCAAGACCUCCAGUCACGUGACACCCUGCAGCAACAGCCAGAGGAAUUACUGCGUUAAUGGAGGAGAGUGCUUCACCCUUAAAAUCACGCCCGGCAGCACAAAGUUUCUCUGCAGGUGUCCAAAUGAAUUUACUGGUGAUCGCUGCCAAAACUAUGUAAUGGCCAGCUUUUACAAAGCUGAGGAGCUGUAUCAGAAACGUAUUUUAACAAUAUCAGGGAUCUGCAUUGCACUCCUAGUCGUUGGAAUCAUGUGUGUGGUUGCCUACUGCAAAACAAAGAAGCAGAGGAAGAAACUCCAGGACCGUUUGAGGCAGAGUCUGAGGAAGCAGAAGAAGAAGAAGAAGAAGAAGAGCUCUGAUCUCAAACUGGCAAGCUCCGCCAGAGGACAUGACAAUGCUAACAUGCCUCUUCAGGAUCUGCAGCCUGUUAAUUGUAACGGGACGACCUUGCAGCACGCAGCCGAGAAGGACACAGAGACAACAUUCUCCACAAGCAAAUAUGCCUUAUCUGCUCAUGAACACACCACCUUCACAAACAUCUCCAGCCAAAGGUUUGUAUCCGCCCUGACGUCCCCUACUGGGCUGUCCCGGGGGUCCCGCAUCUCUCCUACCACUCCAGGGUCGCCUCCAUCAGAGAUGUCCGCCCCCCUGUCCAGCCUGGCCAUCUCUGUGCCCUCAGUGGCUCUAAGCCCCUCUGGAGAGGAGGAGCGCCCCCUGCUGUUGAUGAACAGAUGUCGAGCACAGGAUGAACAGAAGAGGACCUCUGCUCACUACAACCAUGGCCACAUGGCCCACAGUUUACCACCAAGCCCACUGCUACCUGAGGAGAAAGGUGACUUCCAGGUCAUAUGUGACGACACAGCUGCCAGCCAGGUGUUCUCACCUGAUAAUCUACCUGAGACAAAUAGCAGCAUGAAGAGAGUCCCACACAGCAUGGAGUCCAGCUGUGAUAGCAUGCUAACGGAUGAGCGUCAGGGGGAUCAAACGCCCUUCAUCGUCACAGGAAGCUCAUUAGCUCAGAUGCUCGGGGCUUCAGACAGCUGCAGGACUAACCCAGCAGCUCCACUCGGAGACCUGCAACACGAGUCAUCGAGUCCCACCAACAAACCAGAUCCAGAGUCUGCGUAAAGUCGAGCAAAUACUUGAGAAGAAAAAACUGUCACUAUUAAACCUUUAUUUUCUAUAACUUAUUUGCUGUAAAUGAAAAAUGAAACUUUUAUUUUAGUGAUGUAGUAAAUACAGAGUUUUAUAAAACGUUAAAGUGUGUUCAUGUCUUGUAGGUUAAGUGCCAUACGCUGGUAUGUAGCAAAGGUUCAGAGUAUAUUUCAGUGCAGAGAUAAUAUCAAUGGUGCCUUUCUGUUUGAAUGCUUAACUGCAGCAUUGCAUUCUGGGCCGUAUAUUCGUCAUCUUAUUCACCGUCAACAGUUUCCCGCUGGCUGCAGUCUAAGUGCUCACUGGCACCACAGACGGAUCCUAAAUGUCUGCCUUCGAGGAGCAUGCUGCGUCCAUAAUGUUGUCACAGAAAAAAAGAUCAGUGUUUCCUGUGCUGGUCAAAUAUCUGAUGUCUGCUGUACUGAGUUUAGGCUUUUAUGUGAAAUGCAGCACCGAACUUUGACACCUGGACGAAAGUUCAGUCAUGAAUCAGCUCAUUACCUGAGAGAAGAUGUUUAUGAUCAUCUUUCAUUUUGUUCUGAAAUAAUAAUCAAACAUUUAGAUGGAGGUACAAUCAGUAGAGCUUUACUAAUUAUUACUAACCACUAAUAAUAAGCUGAGACAUCCCAGAACACCUUACACAGGUGAGGUUACCUUUUACUACACUUUUCAAUUUGUGCGUUGAUUCUGUGUUGGGAACGGAUCUGAGUAUUUCAGGUUUAAAAAACUGCAGUGUAUGCAUAAAAAACAAAGAAUGUAAAGCAGAGGCCUCAACAUCCUGAACUUUAGUACACACCAUGCUGGAUUCACGUUUUCAUCGAUGCUUUCAAAUGCCUUUAAAAGAAAAGUUUGGUAAUUUGCUGGCAGGUUUUUUAACGUGACUCAGUGAUAAUGAACAUUGGCAUGAAGACCAGCAGCUUAUUCUUCCAAAGAGAACGAGUGUCCUCCAUCAUGUGAUGCUACUGAUUGCAUCUUUAAAUGUGCACUAAAUGGAAGAAUGAACAUUUGUCUCAUUUUGUCUGUCCUAAAGACACCAUGUGUUUCUGAUCAAUGCAUCAUGGCGAUUAAAGAAACUGUUGAAUAUAGAAAUAAUGUUAAUCUGCUUGUUUUUAUAAGUUUGUCAUUUAUUUUGAUUUGUGAUAUAAUUUUUUACAACAUGCUCAAUCUGUGUUUGCACUUUUUAUUUCAAACUUCCCGGCUCAUGUUUGAUGUGCCGUCUGUUUGUGUGAGGUUAAUAAUAACAUGGUCUCACUGUCACUGAAUUAAACUGAGUCUGUACUCAAACAUAGUCUCGUCAGACAUCUGUAUGUAGAAAGGGAUUUCACAGCAGCCAAACUUCUGUUAUAUAUUUUAAUAUUUAAUGUAAUGUAAUAUUUAUUUGGUGGUUAUUGCUCAUUAAAACAUUAAGGAAAAGUUUU
This is a messenger RNA of Notolabrus celidotus (New Zealand spotty), 3448 nucleotides long. It is a transcript of the gene nrg1, whose product is annotated as neuregulin 1. Gene Ontology annotation, molecular function: protein tyrosine kinase activator activity; chemorepellent activity. The record is from RefSeq and is a predicted model, not a curated record. The transcript has 7 exons. NCBI's taxonomy places the organism in Eukaryota, Metazoa, Chordata, Actinopteri, Labriformes, Labridae. Gene Ontology annotation, biological process: cell differentiation; intracellular signal transduction; activation of transmembrane receptor protein tyrosine kinase activity. Bases 354 to 2006 code for a protein of 550 amino acids.